GGCCUUUACCAAGAUGGCCGCGGCGCCAUCUACCCUACGCGGAGCCAUCUUGGUAAAGGUAAGUGGUAGCGGAAGCCAGGCUCCUGCCUAUUCGCGAUGGCGCAGGGAGGCGGCGGUAGCGGGUCCUGCGAGCUCCCGGAGCUCUACGGCGGGGGCGUCGGGUAGGUGAUGGCUCCCGGGAGGGGGAGCCGGGCCGCCGGCGCCGCGCAGGCGCCACCAUGGUGAGGAGCAGGGCGCUGUGGAGCUGCUGCCUGGAGCUCUGGGCGCUGCCUUCAGCGGCUGGUUUGUCAGGGAGGAGGCAGCAGCCGCGUAACGGCCCCUGCCGGGGAGUCGCGGCGCAGCCGGGGGAGAGGAGCCGCCGCCGCCCCGCCAUGGAGGAGGGGGACGACGGGAGCGCCCGGCCGCAGCCCGAGCGCUCUUCACCAAAAGACAUGGAUGAGAAGGCAGACGAAGAGCAAUCUUUGACUGCAUGUAACCAGUACCCUAAGGAGGCAGUAAGGAAACGACAAAAUUCAAAUCGAGGUUCCAGAGGCAGUGACUCCUCUAGGACGUCCAGAAAAAGCUUCAGACUGGAUUACAGAUUAGAGGAAGAUGUAACUAAAUCAAAGAGAGAUAAAGAUGGAAAGUUUGUAAACCCUUGGACAACAUGGAAAUCUCCAUCCUUGCCAAAUAUUUUGAAAUGGGCCCUCGUGGAAAAAAAUAACAGCAACAUCCCAUCUUCAAAGCAGGAACUUGAAAAAGAGCUUCCUGUGUUAAACCCUUACUUCAUUCCAAACCCUGAACUAGUUGGUAAGACUGGAACUGGCAUGCGAGUCACAUGGUUAGGACAUGCCUCAGUUAUGGUGGAAAUGGAUGGACUUGUAAUUCUUACUGACCCCAUCUUCAGCCAGCGGGCUUCCCCAGCACAGUUUGUGGGUCCAAAACGUUUCCGAGGACCUCCAUGCACAGUAGAUCAGCUCCCAAAAAUAGAUGCAGUGAUGAUCAGCCACACCCACUAUGACCAUUUGGACUAUAAUACUGUAGAGCAUUUAAAUGAGCGCUUUGGCACUGAGUUGAGAUGGUUUGUGCCUCUGGGUCUUUUAGAAUGGAUGCAGAAAUGUGGCUGUGAAAAUGUGAUUGAACUGGACUGGUGGGAAGAGAACUGUGUCCCUGGUCAUGACGCAGUUACUUUUGUCUUUACUCCUUCUCAACACUGGUGCAAGAGGACUGCAACAGAUGACAACAAGAUUCUUUGGGGCAGCUGGUCUGUCUUGGGGCCCUGGAAUAGGUUUUUCUUUGCAGGGGAUACUGGUUACUGUGUUGCUUUUGAAGAGAUAGGUAAAAGAUUUGGACCUUUUGAUCUUGCAGCUAUUCCCAUUGGAGCUUAUGAGCCAAGGUGGUUUAUGAAAUACCAGCAUGUGAAUCCUGAAGAAGCUGUAAGAAUUCAUAUUGAUGUUCAGACAAAGAAGUCCGUAGCGAUUCAUUGGGGCACCUUUGCUUUAGCAAAUGAGUAUUACUUGGAUCCUCCAAUUAAACUGAAUGAAGCCCUUGAAAGAUAUGGCUUGAAACCGGAGGAUUUCUUUGUCUUGCACCAUGGAGAAUCACGAGACUUGAAUAUAAACGAUGAUGGAUUUGAAUAAUAAUUUAAAAUCUGGUAAUUCUUUGAGCUUUGUUUUGAUUGAUAAUUUCAUUAUAGGGUUCUGAAACUUUCUAAAAAUUUGUACUGGAUUUUUAGACUCCAGGUUUGUUAAUUUCAGAGGUAAAAAUUGUAUACCUGCUUGAUCACACAAUUGUUUAUAAUCUGAAUGGCAUAUUGAGAGAUGAUUUAAACACUGGCUAAUGUACAAGACAUUGUCUAUAAAUGCCUUGUUUCAACUAUGUACAUCAACCAAAAAAAUGCUUUAUUUUAAUUUUCAUAUGAUUAAGGGGUGGAAUCUUCCAACUGUUGUGAAAGCAUGUUUAAAGUAAAAUACUGAUUUUAUUGAAUGCCUGUAUGUUUGCAUUUCAGGAGAAACUAAAAAUGAGUUUAAAAAUGAUCUAAAGAAAUGUGCCUUUUUAAAGAGAUAUAUUAAGAUUUGCAUCAUUAAUGCAUAAUUACUGCUGGCCAGAAUAUCUGUACUCUUUCAUUAUUUUAAAAUUAGUCUUUAUCAUAUAUUUCUCAAAGAAGGAGUACUUGUGGCACCUUAGAGACUAACAUUUAUUAGAGCAUAAGCAUAAGCUUUCAUGAGUUACAGCUCACUUCAUCUGAUGAAGUGAGCUGUAGCUCAUGAAAGCUUAUGCUCAAAUAAAUCUUAGUCUCUAAGGUGCCACAAGUACUUUUUUCUUUUUGCAAAUACAGACUAACACGGCUGCUACUCUGAAGCCUAUAAAUAUUUGUAUUGUUUUGAGAUACUCAUUUUGCUCCGAUCUGAAGUCAUGAUUCAGCCUUUUAUUUCUGUAUUUUUUAUUUUUUUUCAAAUAAGCAGGGGGAACUAAUGGCAUUCUCAGAUACAGGCGAUGGAAGACUUUUCACAGCUUCCAUAUGGUUUUACUAAGAAUGCUGUGGGAUUAUAAAAUUUGUGCAGUAUUGUAAAACUUGGCAAAAUGCAUCUGUAUCAAACUGCCCUACUGAGUUACAAAAUAAAGUUAUUGCCAGCAAAA
Dermochelys coriacea (leatherback sea turtle) is the source of this 2619-nucleotide messenger RNA. RefSeq names its product N-acyl phosphatidylethanolamine phospholipase D (gene NAPEPLD). The transcript has 5 exons. Gene Ontology annotation, cellular component: membrane-bounded organelle; cytoplasm. Gene Ontology annotation, biological process: N-acylethanolamine metabolic process; N-acylphosphatidylethanolamine metabolic process. The record is from RefSeq and is a predicted model, not a curated record. Gene Ontology annotation, molecular function: zinc ion binding; N-acylphosphatidylethanolamine-specific phospholipase D activity. The coding region runs from base 219 to 1619 and encodes 466 amino acids. Lineage: Eukaryota; Metazoa; Chordata; Testudines; Dermochelyidae.